AUGAAGGACAAGCUUACAUCAGCUGAGAAUGAACUGCGUAUAUCCGAAGAGGAAAAGAAUAAGGCGGUUGUGCGCUUAACGCGUUCACAAAGCAUCACGAACGUAUUGCAACACCUGUGUAGCAUACAUGAAAAACUGCUAUUGCUUGAGUCAUCUGAAGCUGGACCAGCGGCCCUUCUCGAACGAGCACAAACGGUGGGAGAGAUCUCUACGGCACUUGCGGCGAUUGCGUACGACCCCGACAGCCAAAUUGCCGACAGGCGCAUUCUCAAGGCCCUCAAGAGCGAGUUUAUCCGCUGCAAGAGCCAAUUCCGCACGGAACUGGAACAGAGUUGGCGCAAGGCUGUCACAUGGACUGCGGCAGACACGCACACACCCGGCGAUCGGCAGAUGAUGAAAGGU
Sphaeroforma arctica JP610 is the source of this 402-nucleotide messenger RNA. RefSeq lists its product as hypothetical. The record is from RefSeq and is a predicted model, not a curated record. The annotation marks the transcript as partial. NCBI's taxonomy places the organism in Eukaryota, Ichthyosporea, Ichthyophonida. The transcript is spliced from 3 exons.